Molecule: messenger RNA, 1086 nt
Organism: Papilio xuthus (Asian swallowtail)
Lineage: Eukaryota; Metazoa; Arthropoda; Insecta; Lepidoptera; Papilionidae
Exons: 4
Coding region: 1-1086 (361 amino acids)
Biological process (GO): sensory perception of taste
Cellular component (GO): membrane
Source: RefSeq, a predicted model, not a curated record
AUGGUAUCUAUUCUGGGAUCAUUAACCAUCUUCUCCUUAUAUUGGAAGAUUACUAAAUUAUACAGCGAAAUUAAUAUUUCUAUUAAAAUAACCGAUGCAAUCCAAAUGAUGUACGAUUUAUGUCAAUAUUUAGUUGAUAUAUUUUUUGUGUUAGUCUACGGACGAGACAUGAGCUUUGAAUAUUUCAAACAGUAUAUUAGAAUUGAUAAUAUUAUUGGUAUGAGCUACUACUCUGAAAUUAAAUUAAGACUUUUGAAAUUGAUUACUUUCUUCGCUUUGAUUUGGGCGAUGAGUAGUGUUUGUGACUUUACAGCAUGGGUUUUUACUUUCGGAUGGUUGGCUCCAUUCGUAUAUUCCAUUGCCUAUGUUUACUUACUUAUAAAGAUCUUAACAACCCUAGAUCUCACAUCACAAGUAAUGCAAAUUGAAUGCCGUUUAAGUUGUCUUGGAGAUGUACUAUUAACUUGUUAUUGCGAUGAAAGAAAGGAACAAGAUUUUGUUGAAGAUUGCGCUUUUAAAUAUAAUUUGUUUUAUCCUAAUAAUAAAGUGGGCAACGUACCAGAGCCAUCUCUGAAGACACUUGACUCUAAUGUAACAGAUAAAAUAAAAUUUCUUGAAAAAUAUUAUCUACUACUGAUAGAGCAAUGUGCAUUUAUCAAUAAAAUGUAUGGAUUGCGGAUACUGUUGAAUAGUUUGAGUUUACUCAUCGACAUGGUGAGGUUUACAAACAUAGCUGUGAGGUACAUUAUCAUCUCUGAGAAAAAUAUUGACACUGACUAUUUUCCUACGAUAUCCAGUUUGAUGCGUUUGUUAACGUGUGCUGCUGUUGUCAUCUCUCUGGUGCAUCACUGUGAAAGGGCAUAUCGGGAAAGAGAUAGAAUUAUUUGCAUUUUGGACCAUUACCUUGUUAUGAGAGAUCCAAGUAAAGAAGUUCGAUCGGCGUUAAAUGUUUUGCGAGAUUUAGUACAGUCAAGAGCAAUCACGUUUCAUAUGUCGUAUUUUUUCCGCUUCGAUUAUUCUUUGCUGGUGUCUAUGGCAUCAGUGGUCGUUACUUACACAAUUAUUAUAUUGCAGAGUAUCAAUUGA